Messenger RNA from Penicillium digitatum Pd1, 396 nucleotides. The record is from RefSeq and is a predicted model, not a curated record. NCBI's taxonomy places the organism in Eukaryota, Fungi, Ascomycota, Eurotiomycetes, Eurotiales, Aspergillaceae.
AUGCCAUCGGUUAGUUUGUGGUCAUGGACCCAGACACAUCCUUUCACUGUCAUAUCUUGGUCCAGAGGGAGACAGGGCACUCUGAAAUUACUCGUACAACCUCGAAAGGGCUUCUCUGCGGAUCUCGUACGUCAUGGUGCUCUGCCCACGGAUAGCUUGAUAUCAUUCUUGGCCUUAUUCACUGGGCCACAUGGAAUCACCGAGGACGUGGAUCCGUACGAAACCACUCUGAUCAUUGCGACCGGGUUCGGCAUCGUGACAUCGAUUCCAUAUCUCAAGAAAAUGAUUCAUGGCUACAAUACAUGUACGUCCCACACUCGUCGACUGCAUCUAGUCUGGCAGGUAGAUUCAAUGGGUGUGUGCAUUUACUAUGGUUCCUUUUCAGAUCCAAGCUAA